CCUGGGUCGCAUCCAGACCAGAACAGAUUUGUCACUGAUGCUAAUGAGUGCCGCUCCGUGGGGCGCUGCUCUCCUUGGAAGCUCCUCAGAGGCCGGAUCUCAGGUUUAUGGAUCAGCAUGAUGCAAAGCCUUGAAGAGGGGGCAGGAGGUGAGCUGAUCAACUCCAAGGCUGAAUGGUUUGCAUGCAUGUCUAGAAGAGGAGACACAGGAAAGAGUGAGAGAAUUUCCCUGGGCUACUACUGAGUCGGAAAAGCUCAGCUCCCAAAGGGACUGUUUCCUGAGGCCUCACACUACUGGGAACAGAUUCACAAUGCAGCAAAGGCACCUGUGCACCAAGGUUGAGCCUGGUCACUGCUCCGGGAGCCCCAGGAACUGCCAGAUUCACCCACAAGGCAUGGGAACUUCGGGGCUGCGGCUGCCUUGAGUGCCCGGGACACGCACUGGAAAAGGUCUGUGGAUGGCUCCUGGAAGAUCUUGACUUUCUCCUGAGGACACCCUGUUUUCCUGGGUCAGUUCCCUGUCGGAGUAUCUCCCCAGCUGACCAUGAGCCAGCCAGACCCCUCCUGUCACCCAGAUCCCAGCCCUGUACCCCUGUGUGCGGUCUGUGGCCAAGCCCACUCCCCCGAGGAAAACCACUUCUACACCUACACCGAAGAUGUGGACGAUGACCUCAUAUGCCACAUCUGCCUGCAAGCUUUGCUGGACCCUCUGGACACACCCUGUGGUCACACGUACUGCACCGCGUGCCUCACCAACUUCCUGGUGGAGAAGGACUUCUGCCCCGUGGACCGCAAGCCACUGGUGCUGCAGCAUUGCAAGCGCUCCAGCAUCCUUGUCAACAAGCUCGUCAACAAGCUACUGGUGACCUGCCCGUUCUCAGACCACUGCACCGAGGUCCUGCAGCGUUGCGACCUGGAGCAGCACUUUCAGACAAGCUGUAAAGGUGCUUCCCACUAUGGCCUGACCAAAGAUAAGAAGAGGCGCUCUCAAGAUGGCUGCCCAGAUGGCUGUGUGAGCCUCACAUCAACAGCGCUCUCCCCAGAAGUCUCUGAAGCUGCCACCGUCUCCUUGGUGACCAAUGAGCCUGGCUUAGACAACCCUGCCUACGUGUCCACAACGGAGGAUGGUCAGCCAGCAGACAGCCCACUGGACUCUGGCCGGAGCAACCGAAUGAGGGCACGGGCCUUUGAGCGAUCAACUAUCAGAAGCAGGUCUUUUAAAAAAAUAAACCGAGCCUUGAGUGUUCUUCGAAGGACGAAGAGUGGGAGUGCUGUUGCCAACCAAGCUGACCAGGGCAGAGAAGAUUCUGAAGACACCACUGCCCCUGAAGUCUUUCCAAGGUUGUAUCACCUGAUUCCAGAUGGUGAAAUUACUAGCGUCAAGAUCAAUCGAGUGGAUCCUAACGAAAGCCUCUCCAUUAGACUUGUGGGAGGCAGCGAAACCCCGCUGGUCCACAUCAUUAUCCAGCACAUUUACCGUGACGGAGUGAUUGCCAGGGAUGGCCGGCUACUGCCAGGGGACAUCAUCCUGAAGGUCAACGGGAUGGACAUCAGCAACGUACCUCACAACUAUGCGCUGCGCCUCCUGCGGCAGCCGUGCCAGGUGCUGCGCCUCACUGUGCUGCGGGAGCAGAAGUUCCAGAGCAGGAGUGGCGGACAGGCGCUGGACGCCUACGGGCCCCGCGAUGACAGUUUCCAGGUGAUUCUCAACAAAAGCAGCCCCGAGGAGCAGCUUGGAAUAAAACUGGUGCGCAGGGUGGAUGAGCCUGGGGUGUUCAUCUUCAACGUGUUGAACGGUGGUGUGGCAGACCGACACGGUCAGCUGGAGGAGAACGAUCGCGUGUUAGCCAUCAAUGGACACGACCUUCGGUACGGCAGCCCAGAAAGUGCAGCUCAGCUGAUCCAGGCCAGUGAAAGGCGUGUCCACCUCGUCGUGUCCCGCCGGGUUCGGCUGCAGAGUCCUGACAUCAUUCAGGAUAAUGGCUGGAACAGCAACGGCAGCCAGUCCCCAGGGCCAGGGGACAGGAGCAGCAUUCCCAAGCCCCUCCAUCCUGUGGUCACUUGCCACGAGAAGGUGGUAAGCAUCCGAAAAGACCCCAGCGAAUCUCUCGGCAUGACCGUGGCAGGCGGGGCAUCACAUAGGGAAUGGGAUUUGCCUAUCUACGUCAUCAGUGUUGAGCCCGGGGGAGUCAUAAGCAGAGAUGGAAGAAUAAAAACAGGUGACAUUUUGUUAAAUGUGAACGGGAUCGAACUAACAGAAGUCAGCCGGAGCGAGGCGGUUGCAUUACUGAAAAGCACAUCCUCCUCGGUGGUUCUUAAAGCUUUGGAAGUCAAAGAACGUGAGCCCCAGGAAGCCUGCAGCAGCCCAGCAGCUCUGGACUCCAACCACAACAUGGCACCCGCCAGAGACUGGUCCCCCUCCUGGAUCAUGUGGCUGGAAUUACCACGGUACCUGUAUAACUGUAAAGAUGUUAUAUUACGAAGAAACACAGCUGGAAGUCUGGGCUUCUGCAUUGUAGGAGGUUAUGAAGAAUAUAAUGGGAACAAACCGUUUUUUAUUAAGUCUAUCGUUGAAGGAACACCAGCAUACAAAGAUGGAAGAAUUAGAUGUGGUGAUAUUCUUCUGGCUGUCAAUGGUAGAAGUACAUCAGGAAUGAUACAUGCUUGCUUGGCAAGGAUGCUGAAAGAACUUAAGGGAAAGAUCACUCUUACUAUUGUUUCUUGGCCGGGCACUUUUUUAUAGAAUCAAUGAUGGGGUCAUAGGAAAACAGAAAACUACAGAUAAGCUAUGUUGAAACAAUGUAUUUAUCUUGUCAAUUUUUUUAUUUAAAAGAUACACUGUAAAAAUGUAAACUAAUGUCAGGAAAAAUAUGAUCUAAUGAAAGCCAAUUACACCUCAGAAAAUGUAAUUCUCAAAACAUAAUUCUUAUCAAGUUUUUAUUCAGUGUGGAGGAUUUCUCACUACUCCACAACUUUAUUUUUCUAUUCAUUAAAAAGCUCUUAAACAGCUGAGAUCAUUUGUUAUUCCCCCACUGAAUUCAAAUCCUACAAUUAAAAAUUUGGUAUAUGCUGAGGUCUGUAAAGGGUAUAUUAUGGGCAUUAAAAAAAAAAAUUUACAGCCAGAGGAUUUUAAAAGUACACUGCUGAAAAAUGUUCCUUUCAUCAAAUGAGAAAUAUUUUUCAAAUUAUAGCUGUCUUUUAGUAUGUGAUAUUAAAUUCAUUUUUAUUUAUCACUA
Molecule: messenger RNA, 3235 nt
Organism: Neogale vison (American mink)
Lineage: Eukaryota; Metazoa; Chordata; Mammalia; Carnivora; Mustelidae
Gene: LNX1
Product: ligand of numb-protein X 1
Exons: 12
Coding region: 544-2742 (732 amino acids)
Biological process (GO): ubiquitin-dependent protein catabolic process
Cellular component (GO): cytoplasm
Molecular function (GO): ubiquitin-protein transferase activity; protein binding
Source: RefSeq, a predicted model, not a curated record